UGGUAGUCUUAAUGGCCCUAUCACGAAAUGCUCUUGUCGCGACUGGCUUGGUAGUUUUUGCAUCUGCGGGUUUGGCAUUUCCUUUUUACAUGGCGUCAUCAAAAACACCCGUCAUCGAUCCAACAAAGCCACUGUCACCUCAGGCAACUUUUCGAGGGCCGUAUAUGAACACUGGUUCCCGUGACGUUGGACCUGAUCAUCAGACAUACCCAAAGAAGUGAUGUAUCUGGUAUGAUAUCUGCUCUUGUGAGUCAGUAAACAUUAACCUGCAUUUUGCCUGAAUUGAAUCUGGCUCGAAUUUUUUCCUCCAGAUGAAUGGACAUGCCUGCUUUAAGCGCUGUCUUGUUCUACCACAUAACUAGAUGUGUGAGACUUGAAAUGCUCCUCACCUUAUAUCAAAUUUGUAAAAUUAACUGAGUGAGAUUUCAUUUUGUGACUCGGGUAUGUAAAGAACAAAUAUAUUGGUAUAAAGUCCAGACCAUGGGGAAGGAUAUUUAU
This is a messenger RNA of Fragaria vesca subsp. vesca, 498 nucleotides long. RefSeq lists its product as uncharacterized. The transcript has 2 exons. Bases 12 to 221 code for a protein of 69 amino acids. The record is from RefSeq and is a predicted model, not a curated record. Lineage: Eukaryota; Viridiplantae; Streptophyta; Magnoliopsida; Rosales; Rosaceae.